Colletotrichum karsti is the source of this 1566-nucleotide messenger RNA. RefSeq lists its product as uncharacterized. The record is from RefSeq and is a predicted model, not a curated record. NCBI's taxonomy places the organism in Eukaryota, Fungi, Ascomycota, Sordariomycetes, Glomerellales, Glomerellaceae. Bases 1 to 1566 code for a protein of 521 amino acids. The transcript has a single exon.
AUGGCUCGCGCAGCUUCUCGUCGACAGGUCAAGCCUGCCGCCGCGCCUCCGGCUUCCAACCUCAUCAGCAAGUACACACGUGUAUCCAAGGCACAGGUCCUUCCCGUGGACGACGCCGCGAAGAAGGCCUUCUUCAUUGAGCUGCCCAAAUCUCGAAAGAUCUCGACGACGGAGAUCUCGAUCACGGCUGAGGACUCUCUCAGCAAGCCCCUUCCUACUCCCGUCGCGACACCCUCUUCCAGGAAGCGCAAGUCGGACUCGGUCGAAGACAACAACUCUCCCGUCAAGAAAACCAGGACCACGGCUCCCCUGCCCGUCUCUCUGAAGCGCCAACGCAUCUCCAAGGAUGACUCGAAGGACGAGCCCGCCCCCGUCAAGAAGGAUCUCAGCUCUCCCGUCACUACCACCACCUCCCCCAAGAACACAACACCUACAGUUAUUGAGACCCACCGCAAGUCUCGCAAGUCAACCAUUAUCUCUCACGCAAAGACAGAGACACGGAAAGCCAACGCGAAGGUCACAAAGUCGAAGAGACGCAACACAUCAGGCGUGCCGACAGUCGACGAGGAACCGGCAACAAAACAACUACCAGCCGAGUUGCUGGAGCUCCUGGACCUGCAACGAGCCAUCCUGAAGACCGUCUCUCUCCAAAUCACACACCAGAACAGCCACGCGCCCCUCGAUAUCAGCGCCGUCACUCCCCACGUCUCACGGACAUGGGGCAAGAGGAAGGUCACCACCGACGACAUCCGCAGAUGCAUCGCCAUCCAAGACCUGAAGCCCGCCGGCCGGGAGCAGGAGAUGCUCGGCUCCCCCUUUAUCGUCACCGACUACGGCCGCGGCAAGCUCUGCCUGGAAAUGGCCUCCGACACGACGUCUCGCCGCAUCGACGAGCAGAAGCUGUGCCAGCAGUUCGAGGAGAACCUCCACAUUCUCUGCGCCGAGCGUGCCACCAACGAGAUGACGGACCUCGACGUCUGCUUUGAGAACCUCAGCUUCAACGACCUGCCCAAGUCCGAGAUCACCGUCCGCCACAGCAUCUUCAAGCAGAACCCGGCCCUGGCCAAGGGACAGCGCGUCCUGACCGAGCUCAAGAACGGCAUCGUCAUCAAAAAGCAAGAGCAGGAGGCGAAAGCCCAGGCCGCAAAGGCCCAGGCGUCCAACCCCGCCGGCGCCAAGAUGAGCCUCCUCGACAGGCUGAGGGCCAAGGAGAUUGCCAACUCCCAGAUCGAGCUCCCGAGCGGCCCCGAGAUGGCGAGGAAGCGCGCUCUGCACCGCAUCGGCGACAUCGCUGCCAUCAUCUCCAUGCUCGUCGCUUCGUCGAACGCGGCCGGGCAGCCGGUCAUGUCCUUCACCAUGCCCGUUCUGCAGCAGAAGCUCAAGGAAUCGGUGCGGGUGCCCAUGCCCGUGGAGGAGGGGGUCGAGGCGGUGCAGAUUCUGGCGAACGAGAUCGCGCCGGAGUGGUUGAAGAUUGCCAGCGUCAGCGGCAAGCAACACGUCGUGAUCCAAACUCGACGCAAGCCGUACGAAGCUGAGCUCGCGGCGAGGGUGAAGAGGCUUUCAUAG